Molecule: messenger RNA, 846 nt
Organism: Lasiosphaeria miniovina
Lineage: Eukaryota; Fungi; Ascomycota; Sordariomycetes; Sordariales; Lasiosphaeriaceae
Exons: 2
Source: RefSeq, a predicted model, not a curated record
GACGAGAAUGAGAACUCGAGAUAUAAGCGGCCAAAACAUACCCAGCAUUAUCUCCAGCAUGUUCACCGGGCCUACGAGCCCGUCGACGACCCGCUCGGCCCCUUACCCUCUCACCCUCACCCGCACCCGCAUCCGCACCAGUACCAGCAACAGCACCAGCAACAGUAUCCCCAACUCCAGCAUGCCCACCUCCAUACACAGUCCCCGGAACCCGCGGCCUGCGAACUGGAACGGACAGCCUCCGGCCUCUCUAUCCGGCCCGACCCCACCGAGCGGUGUGCCUCGACCGAACUACUCGAGGACGACGAAGCCGCCCAGCGGGUCCGGGACCACAUGGCCAUGUUUCGCCGCCGCUUUCCCGACUCCAAGCACGAGCGAAUCCUCCGGAGCAUCAUUAGCCCGAGGGCCAACGCCGAGUACCCGCUCGACAACGACUCGCUCGAGAGCAUCUUCUCGGCCGCCAACGAGAUGUUCUUUAACGGCCGCCUGAGCCAGCGCGUCAUGUGGGACUGGUCCCACGAGUCCAGCGCCCAGUACGACAGCAAGGUCAUCGGGACCACGGCCCUACGGCGCGCCAGCACCACCACCCGCGGCUUUGAGACCCUCAUCGUGCUGUCGUCGCCCAUCCUCCAGGACCAGAAGUACAGCCGCCGCCUGCUCAUCUCCACCUUUUUGCACGAGCUCGUCCACAGCUACAUGUUUAUCUGCUGCGGCUUUCGCGCCCGCUGCUACGGCGGCCACACCCCCGGCUUCAAAGAGAUCGCCAGCCUCAUCGACGACUGGGCCGGCCCCGACAGCGCCCUCCACCUGGGCGAGAUCGAGGCAGACCUAGAGCGGUUCCGCAUC